GCAUGUACGUCCUCGGUCCUCGUGUUUAUUUCUUCUUAUUUCCACCCCUCGAGCGUAAUAUAAGCCGAUAUACAAGCCCCUACGAGUCCGAAGUCACGUUGCCCAGCGACUUUCUACGAGCUAUAUCGGUGAUAGAUGUCCUUGACGAGUAUAUAUACGAGCUAUAUAACCCUCGACUACUGUAUCGGGUAGUAGAAACUGUUCCAACUUAUUCUCAGAGUUGUUUGCUUUGCGAGAGUAAGACGCAACAAUCAGAAUCAUCGCAAGCAGCGCAGCGCAGAUGUGGAUAUAAUUAUAGUCAAGUUUUUUAUCAACGGAUUUUCAACAUGAACUCCCUGAGAUUGGUGAAUCGGAUCUGCCAGGCUCAACGCGGCAGGUUCAUCGCCACUCAUCCAGCUUUACGAGACUCUAAGUCGACCAGUGCAGUUAAGACAAGUUCAGAAUCUGCGAGUAACGCUACUCAGAAAUCUACGCCGAAAGAAACUCCUAUUGACUCAAAUAUCUUUGGUCCAAGAUGGGUAGUGCCGACGAAACGUGAUAGGAGAAUGCUUGUGUGGUUAAAGUACUACAAAAGCGUUGACGAAGUACCUAACAAAAUGACGUAUGAAAAGUUGGACAAAGCGCAGAACAAAGCCAGAAUAAAAAUUUGCACGUACAUGAUGAUCGCUACAUUCAUUGGUUGCUAUAUCUCUUUGUACUGGGGAAAAAAGAGGGCAGAGCGAGGAGAGUCUGUCGAAAAGUGGAACGAGGAUUGGCACAAUAAAAUAAAUGCCGAAUAUCAAGAAAGUCUAAAGAAGAAGGCGCUUGCAGAAAAUAAGGAAUAACCUGUAUCGAUUAAGUAGAUUAUUCAAUGUUAUUUAUAUCGCCGUGCAACGUGAUUGACGUUUUUUCCCUUCUUUCUAAUGUUGGAGAUUUUUUAUUGGAUAUUAUCAUUAUUUUUUUCUCUGUGAAAUAUCAUACAACUAUAUUUUUCUAUCGCAUUAUUUCACGUGGAAUCCGAAUUUUUUUUUGCAGACUCGGACUAUUUCUGAUUUUACUGGAAAAGGAAAAAGUGUCACGUCAUGUUUAUUGAAUUAUAGCAAGUUAUUUCGAAAUUAAACUGACGAAAAGAUCGUGUUCGUUAUAGUAAAAAUCUGCAUGUGAAAUUAGGGUCUUUGAUUAUUAUAAUUUACAAUUGUUAACCAAGGUUGACAAUUAGCUAUUGCUCACGUUUUAAGAUGAGCGUACAUUAUUUGUGAUGAUUAUAUCGUUUUAAACUCAGCUUCCUAGUACGGUC
Messenger RNA from Diprion similis, 1276 nucleotides. RefSeq lists its product as uncharacterized. The coding region runs from base 3 to 824 and encodes 273 amino acids. The record is from RefSeq and is a predicted model, not a curated record. The transcript is spliced from 5 exons. Lineage: Eukaryota; Metazoa; Arthropoda; Insecta; Hymenoptera; Diprionidae.